AUGUAUCAUUUAAGUGCUGAGAAACAUCUUGUAACCACAACUAUGUCAAUCAGUACUCAAACAUCUAACUAUUCAAAAUCAAACGGGCUUAAUCUAAAAAUACACCAACUAAAAAAAACCAACUCCCUUGGUUGA
Entrophospora sp. SA101 is the source of this 135-nucleotide messenger RNA. Lineage: Eukaryota; Fungi; Glomeromycota; Glomeromycetes; Entrophosporales; Entrophosporaceae. The record is from the annotation of a GenBank genome assembly.